ACAUCAGAGUGAUUAUUGAAAGUUACCUGAUGCUGGCUUUGAUCUCAUGCUUUGAACUAUACAGGUUUGGAAUAGAUGAUUGGAACGAAAGAACUUCCUUUCUAAUUUCAGGAGUAUUUGUAGUCUGCUGAUGCUUUUUCUUGAUCUUUUGAUGGUUGCAUGCUUACAAACAAAAACCUCAACAAUUGAUGGAAAAUGAGAAACAACAAGCUGAAAAGAUGGAUGAGCUAUAUACAGGCUUGAGGAGGACAAAAAUGAGAAACUUCUUUCCUUCGAUCUGGCUAACAAGGAGGCUACUCUUUGCACUUUUUCUAUGCUUUAUGCAAUGGAAUACUUAUAUCAUUCUCAUUGGAAUAAUACUGAGUAUACAGCUGUUUUACUUAAUUUCUUUGAGUAUUUUAAGACCCUAUGAGAAAUUAAGAGUAAAUUUUAUAGAAAUGAUCAAUGAGCUGUUCUUCACAGGGUAUUUGUGAGGAUUACUAAUCUUUACAAAGGAAGACUGGACAGAUUCUUUGAUAACAAUGACACUCUACACAAUGCUUUCUAACACAAUUAUCAUUGGAAUUAUUACUUUCAUCUGACUUAUUGAUGACAUUGUAAAACUCCUUUCCAAAUGUUGCAAAAGAAGUUCUAACCAAAACCAAACAGUACCAGUCACAGACAACUUACCCCAUCCUCCUACCACCAAAAAGCCCCCUACAGCCAACCGCUACAUCCACGAAAAUAGAAGCAGCUCAAAUGUCAUUCUUCACCUAAACUAAUUUCCUAAGUAUCCUUCAACUCUA
Messenger RNA from Moneuplotes crassus, 785 nucleotides. Lineage: Eukaryota; Ciliophora; Spirotrichea; Euplotida; Euplotidae. The record is from the annotation of a GenBank genome assembly.